This is a messenger RNA of Brachypodium distachyon (stiff brome), 1449 nucleotides long. Its product is annotated as nuclear poly(A) polymerase 2. Bases 16 to 1449 code for a protein of 477 amino acids. The record is from RefSeq and is a predicted model, not a curated record. Gene Ontology annotation, molecular function: RNA binding; poly(A) RNA polymerase activity. The transcript has a single exon. Lineage: Eukaryota; Viridiplantae; Streptophyta; Magnoliopsida; Poales; Poaceae. Gene Ontology annotation, cellular component: nucleus.
GGGUACCCCGACGGCAUGGUCUCCCAGGCCACGGCCCCGGUGCUCCCCUUCGGCUCGUACCGCCUCGGCGUCCACGGCCGCGGCUCCGACAUCGACGCCCUCGUCGUCGGCCCUUCCUACGUCGACCGCGACCACGACUUCUUCGGCGUCCUGGGCGGCGUGCUGUCCGAGAUGACUGACGACGCCGUGACGGAGCUGCAGCCGGUCCCCGGCGCGCACGUGCCCGUCAUCAAGAUGCGGUUCCGCGGCGUGCAGGUGGACCUCCUCUUCGCCAGCGUGUGCCUGGCCGUGGUGCCCGAGGACCUGGACCUGCGCGACCGCUCCGUGCUCCGUGGCAUGGACCUGGCCACGGUGCGCAGCGUCAACGGCGUGCGCGUGGCCGACGAGAUCCUGCGGCUCGUCCCGGACGCGGGCGCCUUCCGCACCACGCUGCGCUGCGUCAAGCUCUGGGCCAAGGCGCGAGGCGUCUACUCCAACGUCAUGGGGUUCCCCGGCGGCGUGGCGUGGGCGAUCCUCGUGGCGUUCGUCUGCCAGCUCUACCCCAACGCCGCGCCCAGCGUGCUGGUGUCUCGCUUCUUCAAGGUCCUGGCUCCGUGGAAGUGGCCCAACCCCGUCAAGCUCCGGGACAUCGAGCACGACGACGACGAUCUCCGGCUCCUGGUGUGGGACCCGCGGAGGAACCCACGCGACCGGACCCACCUGAUGCCCGUCGUCACCCCAGCCUACCCCUGCAUGAACUCGUGUUACAACGUCUCGCACGCCACGCUGCGCACCAUCACGCAGCAGCUCCAGAUCGGCAAUGCCGUCUGCCAGAAGAUCGUCGCGUCCGGCGCCGGGUGGGGCGCGCUGUUCGAGCCGUUCCACUUCUUCAAGGAGUACAAGAGCUACCUGCGCGUGGACGUGAAGGUCGCCGGGGGCGGCGGGGAGGGCGAUCUACGGGAGUGGAAGGGGUGGGUGGAGUCGCGGCUCAGGCAGCUGGUGAUGAGGGUCGAGACGGCCACGGCCGGCAUGCUGCUCUGUCAUCCCAACCCGCAAGCCUACGCCGCCAAGCCAACUGAUCUUCAGCGCACGACCUCCUUCUUCGUCGGCCUGUCCAAGCCACAGCCACAGCCACAGGAGAAGGAGCAGCAGCAGCCCCAGGUACCGUUCGACCUACGAGAGACGGCGGAGGAGUUCAAGCGCAAGGUGUACAUGUACGUGUCCUGGAGGCCCGGCAUGGAGGUGGAAGUCUCGCACAACAGAAGGAAGGACCUGCCGUCCUACGUGCUGGAGCAGAUCCUCCCAGCCGGCCAUCUCAAGAGGAAACGACCACAAGACGAUGAUCCUUCUCCGUCGUCGUCGCCUGCUUCCGAUGACUCCGAGUCGAGCAGCCGGCACACCAAGAGGGUGGAGGCAGCAAGCACAACCGGAUCGCUCUCUGAUGGCACUAUUGAACAGCGCCUUGUCUGA